This is a messenger RNA of Oryza brachyantha (malo sina), 961 nucleotides long. Its product is annotated as meiotic nuclear division protein 1 homolog. The transcript is spliced from 11 exons. The record is from RefSeq and is a predicted model, not a curated record. Gene Ontology annotation, biological process: reciprocal meiotic recombination. NCBI's taxonomy places the organism in Eukaryota, Viridiplantae, Streptophyta, Magnoliopsida, Poales, Poaceae. Bases 107 to 730 code for a protein of 207 amino acids. Gene Ontology annotation, molecular function: double-stranded DNA binding. Gene Ontology annotation, cellular component: nucleus.
UCCACUCGUCUCUCUCUCUCUCUGCUCCCGUCGAGCCUUUGGGCGCGAAAAUCCCCACCGGCUCCGCCUCGCCGCCGCCGCCGCCGCCGCCGCCAAUCCGGCCGGAAUGUCGAAGAAGAGGGGUCUUUCAUUGGAGGAGAAGAGGGAGCAGAUGCUACAAAUAUUUUACGACAGUCAAGACUUCUAUCUGCUUAAAGAGCUCGAGAAAUUGGGUCCUAAAAAGGGAGUGAUCAGUCAGUCAGUGAAGGAUGUUGUGCAAAGCCUGGUGGAUGAUGAUCUUGUCUUGAAAGAUAAAAUAGGGACCUCAGUGUAUUUUUGGAGUCUUCCCAGCUGUGCUGGAAAUCAGCUUAGGACUACUUACAGCAAACUGGAGUCUGAUCUUUCAAGCACCAAAAAGCGCUACAAGGAGCUUGUUGAGCAGAGAGAAAAUUUGAAAAGAGGCAGAGAGGACUCUGAUGAGAGAGAAUCUGCUUUGGAGGAGCUGAAGGCUGUAGAGGAACAUCACAAGAAGCUAAAGGAAGAACUGGCUGCUUAUGCUGAUAGUGAUCCAGCGGCACUAGAGGCAAUGAAUGAUGCUAUUGAGGUUGCUCAUGCGGCAGCUAACAGAUGGACAGACAACAUCUUCACUCUGCAACAAUGGUGUUCAACUACUUUCCCACAAGCGAAAGAACAACUGGACCACAUGUACAGGGAGGUGGGGAUAACUGAAGACUUUGAAUAUCUGCAGUAAGGCAUAACAGCCUAAUUGCUCUGUUACAGGACCAUAUUGCAUCCAUCCGACAAGACGUUAAUCAGGAAGGUUAUCAACUUGUUAUCUUUAAUCCCUUGCAUUAUUUGCAAUGCUUGAAGAAUGACACGUAGCUAAGGACAUGUCCAGUGUCUCUUCUUGAAUAUAUGCAGCAGAUGUUGGGAAAUAGAAACAGGCUUUCUCCUAAGAUGUGCUUUCACAUCAAUCAACUCA